Closterium sp. Yama58-4 is the source of this 1965-nucleotide messenger RNA. The record is from the annotation of a GenBank genome assembly. NCBI's taxonomy places the organism in Eukaryota, Viridiplantae, Streptophyta, Zygnematophyceae, Desmidiales, Closteriaceae.
AUGAACACAGGCAAAAUUAUCAACCCUCUCGCCACAAAAGCCAACCACGCAGACUACUGUUCAUACUUUAGCAAACUUGAAAUGACGGUCACGACCAUCAACAUCGUCGCGGCGGCAAAUGCCAUUUCCAUCGUCGCGGCGGUACCGUCGCCUCUCAUCGCCGCCUUUUCGUCGCCCUCCCUUCCCCUGCCCGUCGCGCUCCCUUCCCUACCCGUCGCGCUCCCUUCCGUCAUUCCCGACACACAUUGCCUUCUCGUCAUUCUCCCUUUUCGUGGCUCUUUUUUUUUUCCUGCACGUCGCCCUCGCUUCCCCUCCCCGUCGCGCUCCCUUUCCCUCCCCGUCGCGCUCCCUUCCCCUCACCGUCGCGCUCCCUUCCCCUCCCCAUCGUGCUCCUUCCCCUCCCCAUCUCGUUCCCUUCCCCUCCCCGUUUCGUUCCCUUCCCCUCCCCGUUUCGCUCCCUUCCCCUCCCCGUCUCGUUCCCUUCCCCUCCCCGCCGCGCUCCCUUCCCCUCCCCGUCUCGUUCCCUUCCCCUCCCUGUGUCGUUCCCUUCCCCUCCCCGUCUCGUUCCCUUCCCCUCCCCGUCUCGUUCCCUUCCCCUCCCCGUCUCGUUCCCUUCCCCUCCCCGUCUCGUUCCCUUCCCCUCCCCGUCUCGUUCCCUUCCCCUCCCCGUCUCGUUCCCUUCCCCUCCCCGUCUCGUUCCCUUCCCCUCCCCGUCUCGUUCCCUUCCCCUCCCCGUCUCGUUCCCUUCCCCUGCCCGUCGCGCUCCCUUCCCCUCCCCGUCUCGUGCCCUUGCCCUCCCCGUCUCGUUCCCUUCCCCUCCCCGUCUCGUGCCCUUGCCCCUCCCUUCUUUCCUCUCUUGUUCUUCCCUCCUUUCUCUCCUCGCCGUACCCUCCGCAUACCAUUGCAUUCCACCGUGCACUGCAUCCCGUUUCGUCAUUUUCGCCAAGUCCGCUUCCCACCACUCUCGUUUCCCCCCUUGUACUUUCCCCCGUUCCCCCACUGCCCCCCCCUUUUCUUUCCCCGUGUCUCCGUUUUCGCCCGCCUUUCCACCCUGUCCUGAAGUCCCUUGUCCCUCCCUCCCUUCCCCCUCCCCCCUCCCCCCUCCCUCCCUUUCCCCCGUGUCCUCCCUCCCCUUGCCCCUCAAUCCCUGACUCCUUGUCCUUCCCUCCCUUCCUCUUAGCCCGCCCAGCCUCAAUCCCAAGACCCUUGUCCCUCCCCCCUUUCCCCCCCAUGUCCUUCCCCCCGUCCUUUCCUCCGUUUCCCCCUUCUCCCUCUCACUCGCCCUCCCUCUCCCUCCACGCUUCUCGCCCUUAUCCCCGCCCAUGUCUUCCUCCUUUCCCUCCCAUCUCACUGAACCCUCUCUUUCCUCCCCUCCCCCCUUGCUCCAUUUCUUCUGAUUUCCGCCCUUCCCCCUCUUCGCCUCUCCUUCCCUCCCUCGCUGUCCAUCUCUCUUCGCCUCUCCUUCCUUCCCUCGCUGUCCCUCUCUCUUCGCCUCUCCUUCCCUCCCUCGCUGUCCAUCUCUCUUCGCCUCUCCUUCCUUCCCUCGCUGUCUCUCUCUCUUCGCCUCUCCUUCCCUCCCUCGCUGUCCCUCUCUCUUCGCCUCUCCUUCCCUCCCUCGCUGUCCCUCUCUCUUCGCCUCUCCUUCCCUCCCUCGCUGUCUCUCUCUCUCCGCCUCUCCUUCCCUCCCUCGCUGUCCCUCUCUCUUCGCCUCUCCUUCCCUCCCUCGCUGUCUCUCUCUUGUCGCCUCUCCUUCCCUCCCUCGCUGUCCCUCUCUCGUCGCCUCUCCUUCCCUCCCUCGCUGUCCCUCUCUCGUCGCCUCUCCUUCCCUCCCUCGCUGUCCCUCUCUCUUCGCCUCUCCUUCCCUCCCUAUCCAAUGCCGUUUUGACAUGCUCAAAACGGUAUGCCCAAUGCACCAUGCACCAUGCCACGUGCCCCAUGCCCCAUGCAUUGUUCACCAUGCACUAA